AGUCGUGGUCUGUGAGGCACGGCGCAGGGAGUGGGCUAACUGCUGAACGAGACCGUCUUGUAAGAAGACAUAUGCCUUUUUCUUUUUGGCUAUGCCAUUUCAUUACUGCCGACUACUCUCGAUGACAUUUAUGCUACCUUGUAUUCACUUGGUUGUUUUGCAAAACUGAACGCAUCGGAUUGUGGAAUGACAACUGUAUUUAAAACCCAGAUUUAGUGGUUGGAAAACCUCUCUCCUCCACUCAGUCACAACCGGCUGGAAAGGGCUCUGUGUGAUAUGUGCUUCACGUGUUUGCGCGCAACAGUAAGGUAACUCCGUUUAUUAUCUGAACCCUGACCGUUAUGCACAUCUGAUCACAAGUGCAUACAUGUGAAGGACUUGGAUUCAAGGUCCUUUCUUAUACGUGAAUGCGGCGUGUACAUCUGGUCUGUCAACGCAGGAGGUUCCGACAGAGGAGGGCAUGAAUUCUUUGAGAAUUCUGAAGUGGAAUUCACAGCGCCUUUGGAUUAUUUACCCGGAGAUGAUUGUGUUUCCAAUCCUUUGGUUUCUAUCCCAGGCUCGCGCGGCGCCUUCUCUAACGGCCGAACAGAUGGACAUGGGGGUGGAUUGGCUGAGCAAGUUCGGCUACCUGCCGCCCCCUGAUCCUGUGACGGGGCAGCUGCAGACCAAGGAGGCGCUGACCAAAGCCAUCAAAGCCAUGCAGAGGUUCGGGGGCCUGGAGGAGACAGGAGUGCUGGACCAAGCUACUCUGGGUCUAAUGAAGACUCCGAGAUGCUCCCUGCCGGACUUCUCUGCGUCAGAGACUUCAGUGGGACGGAGAAAACGAGCACUCACACCCCAGAACAAGUGGACCAAGAGACACCUGUCCUGGAGGGUGCGUACCUUCCCCAAGGAGUCGGCACUGCUGGGCAGGGACACGGUGCGCGCGCUCAUGUACUACGCCCUGAAGGUGUGGAGCGACAUCGCGCCGCUCAACUUCCACGAGGUGGCCGGCAGCGAGGCCGACAUCCAGAUCGACUUCACCAAGGCGGACCACAACGACGGCUACCCCUUUGACGGGCCGGGGGGGACGGUGGCCCACGCCUUCUUCCCCGGGGAGCGCUUCACGGCGGGGGACACACACUUCGACGACGAUGAGGCCUGGACGUUCAGGUCACCAGACUCGCAUGGGAUGGACCUGUUCGCGGUGGCCGUGCACGAGUUCGGCCACGCCAUAGGUCUGGCCCACACGUCGGCCAUGGAGUCCAUCAUGCGGCCAUACUACCAGGGCCCGGUGGGUGACCCCCUGAAGUACGACCUCCCCUACGAGGAUAAGGUCCGCGUCUGGCAGCUGUACGGGGUACGAGACUCAGUGUCGCACACGAUUCGCCCAGACGAUCCGUCCCGCACUGCUGAUCCACCAGUUCUGCUGGACCUCCCUGAGAACAGAUCCACUGUCCCGCCAGCUCGCGAUGCCCCAGACAGAUGCACCACGCACUUUGAUGCAGUGGCCCAGAUUCGAGGCGAGGCCUUCUUUUUCAAAGGGAAGUAUUUCUGGCGUCUGACGCGGGAGAAGCACCUGGUGUCUCUGCGGCCAGCUCAGAUCCAUCGCUUCUGGAGGGGACUGCCCGCCAACCUGGACAGCGUGGACGCCGUCUACGAGAGGCCAGGGGACCACAAGAUUGUCUUCUUCAAAGGAGUGAAGUACUGGGUGUUCAAAGACAACAAUGUAGAGGAGGGCUACCCGCGGCACAUAAGUGACUUCGGCCUCCCCAUGGAAGGCGUGGAUGCUGUGUUUGUGUGGCUGCACAACGACAAGACGUACUUCUUCAAGGACACGCGCUACUGGCGCUAUGACGACCACCUGCGACGCAUGGACCUGGGCUACCCCAAAGACAGUGCACUCUGGAAGGGCAUCCCCAUGCAUCUCGACGACGCCAUGCGCUGGUCCGACAGCGCCUCAUACUUCUUCAAAGGGAAGGAGUACUGGCGGGUGGUGGGCAGUGACAUGGAGGUGGAGGCCGGCUACCCACACUCCAUCGCCAAGGACUGGCUGGUGUGCACCGAGAUGCAGUCCGACUCACCGGCCACCGAGGCCAACCGCACGGACACGCGGCUCCGCGGCCCACACCACGCCGACCACGCCGAGAACGGCUUCGAGGUGUGCUCCUGCACCUCCGACGACGCCCCGCCUGGGGGCGCGCGCCUCUCCCUCUCGCCCCUCUGGGCCCUGUCCCCACUCUGGACGCUCUGGACAGCCCUCUCCAUGGCCCCAGGGCCACUAUGAUGACUGACUGGCAGAGCGAGCGAGCGAGCGAAUGGGCGCGGACUCCACUGGAAGCAUUUGAGGCUGGAAGCCUAAGAUUUACCCCAGGGCACUGGGAGGGCUGGCAGGGCACAGAAAGGAGGCAGGGGCAGGGCUGGCUGGCUCUGCAGGACAGCAGCAGAGGGGAAAGGGCUGGACUCAUAACGCCUCCCCUCUGCACACUGAUAGACGGCAAUCAGGCCUCAGGACACCACUCCACCUCUCUCUGUCUGUGUCUGUUUAUUCUUGUGUUUGAACUGGAAUUGUUCUAUUAUUAUUAUUAUUAUUGUUAUAAGCCCUUCUUAUUUCCCAUAAGUACUUUUGUUUGAUAUGGUAAAUGCACAGUACUUUUGGAUAAGAUGUCUUGAAACACUUUUGUAAAGUUCUGUUAAUUCUAAUUAUGGCGAUAACAACAAUGACAACAAGAGUAAUAAUUAUUCCAAUAAUAAUAAUAAUAGUAAGUUGAAUGGGGCUCCCUGCAUUCCUGCAGUCUGGGGGUGAGAGGCAUCAUGGGGUGUUUCCUGUCACAUGACCUCUCAUCAUUCUGAUCACUAUAAGUGCUUUAAGAAUCCAAUCACUUGUUUCUCACAGCUGAGAAUAUUCUGGAAAGUGUUGGACCUCUCUUUCCUCUGACCACUAUCACAUAGUUAAUCAUUCAUCUCUCUCUUUCUUUUAUCUCUCUCACUCUCUCGAUCUGUCUAUCCAUCUGUCUAUUUAUCUAAUCCAAUCUAAUAUAUCUAUCUGACAGUCUGUCUCUUUCUUUGUCUUUUUAUCUCUCUGUUUCAGUUCAUCUCAUUAUAGUGCAUUUAAUGUCCACCAGACUUUUCCCAGAGAUGACAAAAUAGUCAUUAUCUGUAUUUUUGUAACUAAAGCAGCUACAGUCACUCAUGAAGGACUUGCAUGAUCUGGGAUUCACAAUGCCUUUGGUUGCCACAGUUACCUAUAUAUAUAUUUUUUUUUUUUUUUUUUUUUUUUGUUUCAACAUGUCCUCCUGCUGUUUCCUGUGGUUUUAGUCUUUCUUACUAAUAUCAGUGCAGAGGGUGGCCAACACAGAGACUGAAGAUGCCAAUCAGCUCCAGACUCUGGAUCUGUUGAUAGUGCACACAAAUCACAACUGGAGUUUUGUCAUAAUUGCUAAGAAAUAUUUACAUAUAUAAACAUAUAUGUACACACAGAUAUAUUUAAAGUGAAAGGUUAUAUGGCUAUUGCAAAAUGUAAAUUCUGAGCUUUCUUUUCUAAGGUGAGAUAUUUUUGUAGAAAAAAUAAAAAUAAAGCGGUGUUUGAAGGCCUUUGGUAGAAUGA
Messenger RNA from Clupea harengus (Atlantic herring), 3586 nucleotides. RefSeq names its product matrix metallopeptidase 17a (gene mmp17a). Gene Ontology annotation, molecular function: metalloendopeptidase activity; zinc ion binding. Gene Ontology annotation, biological process: extracellular matrix organization; collagen catabolic process; proteolysis. Gene Ontology annotation, cellular component: extracellular matrix. The record is from RefSeq and is a predicted model, not a curated record. Lineage: Eukaryota; Metazoa; Chordata; Actinopteri; Clupeiformes; Clupeidae.